This is a messenger RNA of Laccaria bicolor S238N-H82, 228 nucleotides long. RefSeq lists its product as uncharacterized. Gene Ontology annotation, biological process: modification-dependent protein catabolic process; protein ubiquitination. NCBI's taxonomy places the organism in Eukaryota, Fungi, Basidiomycota, Agaricomycetes, Agaricales, Hydnangiaceae. The annotation marks the transcript as partial. Gene Ontology annotation, molecular function: protein tag activity; ubiquitin protein ligase binding. The record is from RefSeq and is a predicted model, not a curated record. The transcript is spliced from 2 exons. Gene Ontology annotation, cellular component: cytoplasm; nucleus.
AUGCAAGUAUUCAUAAAGAAUAUCAGCGGCAAAUCCAUAUGUUUUGAUGUCCGACCUCAAAAUACAGUUGGUCAGCUCAAAAUUAUGAUUCAGGAACGUGAGGGCAUAUCUCCGGACCAACAACGACUUUUAUUUAGUGGGCAACAACUUGAAGACGACUUCGAAGUUGAGCAUUAUAAACUUUCCGACGGUUCUCUUGUUCACCUUGUUUUGCGUUUACUGGGUGGA